This is a messenger RNA of Sinocyclocheilus rhinocerous, 1200 nucleotides long. RefSeq names its product nuclear factor 7, brain-like. The transcript is spliced from 5 exons. The coding region runs from base 125 to 1192 and encodes 355 amino acids. NCBI's taxonomy places the organism in Eukaryota, Metazoa, Chordata, Actinopteri, Cypriniformes, Cyprinidae. The record is from RefSeq and is a predicted model, not a curated record. Gene Ontology annotation, molecular function: protein binding; zinc ion binding.
GCAAUCAGAUAGCAAUCAGCAAUCAAUGGAGAAUGAAAACAAACACUUUCAAAGAGGAUUUUAUUUAAGAACAGACAGAAGAUCUUCGUGAUUAUUCAUUUUGGAAAGUAAAAUUUUUAAAGUAAUGUUUAGAUUGCUGAAGCUUGUGCAAACAGUGAAAAUGGAUUCACUGUCUGUUGAAGAGCCUUCUUGCAGUGUACACCGUGAGAAACUCGAUUUCUUCUGUCUGGAGGACAAACAGCCUGUGUGUUUAGUGUGCAGAGAUUCACAGAAACACGACAAUCACACAUUCAGACCCAUCAGUGAAGCCGUUUCAUCAUAUAAGGAGGAGCUCAAAACAACACUGAAGUCCUUACGAAUUAAAAUUACACAAGGAGUGAAAAUGAGAGAAGAGUUUGAGAAAACAGUUCAACACAUCAAGUCUCAAGCUGAUCACACAGAACGUCAGAUUAAACAGCAGUUUGAGAAGCUUCAUCAGUUUCUCAGAGAUGAAGAAGAAGCUACAAUCACUGCACUGAGGGCAAAAGUCCAGAUCUCAUCACAGCCGGAUCCACAGAUGCCUUCUGGAGCUUUGAUUGAUGUGCCGCGUUACUUGGGCAACCUGCCCUUCAGAGUCUGGAAGAAGAUGCAGGACAUCGUCCAGAACACUCCUGUGAUUCUGGAUCCAAACACUGCAAACCCACGUCUCGUCCUGUCUGAUGAUCUGACCAGUGUGAAAGACAGCUUAUUAAACAGUCAACCUCUUCCUGAUAAUCCUGAGAGAUUUGACUAUUAUUCCUGUGUUCUGGGUUCAGAGGGUUUUAACUCAGGAAUAUAUUGCUGGGAUGUGGAGGUUAAUGAGAGUUUAUGCUGGAGUAUUGGAGUAACUACAGCAUCAAACCAAAGGAAGGGACGGGAUUUCUUUAAUACUGAUGUCUGGAGUGUGUGGUAUGGAUUGUGUGAACCGUCUGGUUUCCCUGUUGAACAGGAUCUUGAUCGUCUGAGAGUUCAUCUGGACUAUGACAGAGGAACAGUGUCGUUCUCUGAUCCUGUAACUAACACACAUCUACACACAUUCACAACCACCUUCACUGACACCGUCUUGCCAUUCUUCUGUAGUAUUUACCAUUUGAGGAUCUUACCAUAUAGUUAUGGUACUGUAAUAGUCCGUAAACGUUACACCUGUAGCUCUGAAUCAGUGGGAGUGCAGUGAAAUAAAAG